AUGAAAUUAAGAAUUUUAGCUAAUUUUACAAAAGAUCAUCAUCUCAUUGAAUUCUUUAAAUCAAAUAUUGAUAUUCAUAAACUUAUUGCAGCACAUUGGCUUAAAAAGAAUGUAAAUGAUAUCACUGAUGGUGAAAGAAGAAAAGCUAAAACAAUUGUGUAUGGGUGUAUUUAUGGGAUUGGUCCUUUUUCAUUGGCUGACCAACUUCAUAUUUCAUUAGAUGAAUCUAAAACAUUUUUAGAGUCUUUUCUUGACCAAUUCCCAUCAUUUAAAAAAUGGAAAGAAGAAAUUAUUACCAAUGCAUCAACAACAGGUUUUGUACAUACUAUUAACAAUAGACGAAGAAGAAUAAAUAAUUUAACAGAUUCUAGUGAUAAAAAGACACUUGCAGAAUCUAAACGAAUUGCAGUUAAUUCUCCAAUUCAAGGUACUGCUGCUGAUAUUAUCAAAAUGUGUAUGAUUGAAAUAUUCAAAAAAAUACAUUCAACUUGGUUAGGUGUUCAACUCUUAUUAAAUAUCCAUGAUGAAAUUGUUUUAGAAGUACCUGAUCAUUUACUUGAUGAAGUUUGUGUCACAUUAAAAUAUUUGAUGGAACAUAUUGUCCAACUUGAAGUUCCUCUUGUAGUUACUGUUGAAACAGGAAAGAAAUGGGGUUCUCUUCAUCCUUACAACUUUAAUUAA
Molecule: messenger RNA, 681 nt
Organism: Entamoeba dispar SAW760
Lineage: Eukaryota; Evosea; Mastigamoebida; Endamoebidae
Product: DNA polymerase I, putative
Exons: 1
Coding region: 1-681 (226 amino acids)
Biological process (GO): DNA-templated DNA replication; double-strand break repair via alternative nonhomologous end joining
Molecular function (GO): DNA binding; DNA-directed DNA polymerase activity
Source: RefSeq, a predicted model, not a curated record